Messenger RNA from Coccinella septempunctata (seven-spotted ladybird), 1035 nucleotides. RefSeq names its product GATA zinc finger domain-containing protein 1. The transcript has a single exon. The record is from RefSeq and is a predicted model, not a curated record. Lineage: Eukaryota; Metazoa; Arthropoda; Insecta; Coleoptera; Coccinellidae. Gene Ontology annotation, cellular component: nucleus. Bases 143 to 844 code for a protein of 233 amino acids. Gene Ontology annotation, biological process: chromatin organization.
UCCUAACCAUACUUUUACGUAAACGUCAAAAUGUUUUGAAAUUCGAAUAUUUCUUAAAUGAUAAAGUUAUCUUAUAAAUUGAAUAAUAUGCCUACAUGUAGAUUUAUUGAUUGAUGAGAAAUAUUUUGAAAUAUCCAAUGUAAUGCCGCUCCGAGGUACGCCUGUUUGUCUCAAAUGCAAAGCAACCGAGUCUCCUUUAUGGACGAAUGCUGAAAAUUUGGGAGCUAUAUGCUUAAAUUGUGUGAACGAAACUAAAGAAAGCAUUAAAACAGAAGAAGAAGGAUCCUCGACCGAUGUCAAACCAUCUAAACAGAAAACUCGAUCAACUAGGUCUACAAGAUUAAAUCCAUUUGCUCUCCCUAAGCUUGGUGCACCUAGAGGUAGAGGAAGACGUUCUCUGUUUAAAAGAACUCCAUUGAAAGCUCCACAGGCUGUUGCAACGCCUGUAACAAGUGACUCUGUAUUUUGCGAGGGGUUUUAUUAUCAAGUUGGUGAUAUCGUUAGAUUGAUCGGAGAAGAUGAUGGUGACUAUUACUAUGCCCAGAUAAGGGGAUUAUUAACCGAUCAGUAUUGUGAAAAGAGUGCAGUCAUAACUUGGUUGCUUCCUACUAAAGAAAGUCCGCCACCAAAUGAACGUUUUGAUGCUGCAACAUAUAUUAUAGGACCAGAGGAAGAACUACCAAGAAGCCUAAGAUGUAUGGAAUUCAUAAUGCAUGCACCUUCAGAUUACUAUAAAUCAUCGACAACCCCUUAUCCUAGCAUAAGUGCCCCUGCUGUGCCAGGUUAUAUAUGGACUUCUUUGAAAUCUAUUCAGACUGCUAGUGCUGCUGCUGUAGGACGAUGAUUUCUAUUGGCCAUGUUGAGAUUACAAUGAAAUUGUUAGACUGCAGUUGAGCUAUUUGUUGUGUUAUCCAUCCAAUUGCAUUUUUGGGGAUAUGCAUUUUUGAUGGAUAUUUCAAAUUUCUUUAAUUUAUUAUGAAUGUUUAUAUGUGAAAUGUCUUGUUAUUUCUCAUUCAGUUGAAAUAAAUGAAUAUG